Messenger RNA from Didymodactylos carnosus, 915 nucleotides. NCBI's taxonomy places the organism in Eukaryota, Metazoa, Rotifera, Eurotatoria, Philodinida, Philodinidae. The record is from the annotation of a GenBank genome assembly.
AUGGCCAUUCUUCACCUAUUAUUAAUGUUUUUAGCUCAUCUGUUUGAUACGAUUGAUCAUCAAAUGUCGGGGAUUUCAAAAUCACCUGAUCAUGUUAAACGUCCAAUGAAUGCGUUUAUGGUAUGGUCACGUGGUCAACGUCGUAAAAUGGCACAAGAAAAUCCAAAAAUGCACAAUAGUGAAAUAAGUCGUCGUCUUGGUGUUGAAUGGAAAUUAUUAUCUGAAGAACAGAAACGUCCAUUUAUCGAUGAAGCUAAACGUUUAAGAGCAUUACAUAUGAAAGAACAUCCCGAUUAUAAAUAUCGUCCAAGACGUAAACCAAAAUCAUUAAUGAAAAAAGAACGUUUUCCAUUUCCAUUUCCAUUUGCUCAUCAUCCAUACAGUGGAUUUAGUUUACCUCAAACAACAGUCGGUACAUCAAAUACAAGUGGACAUCAUCAUCAUCAUCAUUCUCCUCAUCAUCCACUAUCAUUAAGUGAUUUAACAUCGGCUACAUCUCAACAUUUGAAUGAUUCAUUAGCAUUGAAUUUAGAAAAAUGUCGAAAUUUAUUACCAUCAACAUCGUCAACUCCAUCAUUUUAUUCCUCACCAUUUUCAACAAAAUUGACAGAUUUUUCUUCGACAAAUGCUGCAGCAGCCGCCGCUUUAGCCUAUAAUCCUUAUAGUACAUUAGCAAUGGCUAAUGCAGCCGCAGCAUUUUCUGGACUAUCAAAUGUUCCUAAUUAUCCGUACAGUAUGUUAUCAGCUGCCGUGGCAGCCACAACAUCCGCAUCAUCAUCAUCAGCCUCCGUUUCAUCGUCAUCUAUAUCUUCAACCACAAAUGGUGAAACAAAUAAUAUUCAUCGACCACAAGCAUUACUAGGAAAAAAUAAUUCGGAUAAUAAUAAUAACAAUACUGAACAUCAACGUUAUUGA